UGACCUGAGAUUCCUCGUCAUGGAAUUGCUACCUAACUCAACACUUGUCACUUCUCAGUCCCUAUAUGAAGUCAUCUGCGAGGGUUGCUUUCAUCAAUCACUCCGUAGAAGAAGAACAAAGCUCGAAAAUGGCAGGAAUUCGAAGAGUCAAAUUGGGUUCACAGGGUUUAGAGGUAUCAGCUCAAGGUUUGGGUUGUAUGGGCAUGUCCGCUUUCUAUGGAGCCCCAAAACCUGAACCUGACAUGAUCAAUCUCAUCCACCACGCCAUUAACGCCGGCGUUACCUUCCUCGACACCUCCGACAUCUACGGCCCUAAAACCAAUGAAAUCCUUCUCGGCAAGGCUUUGCAGGGAGGAAUUAAGGAGAAAGUGGAGUUGGCUACCAAAUUUGGGAUCAGAGAAGUGAAUGGAGCGAGGGGGUACUGCGGAGAUCCGGAGUAUGUAAGAGCUGCUUGUGAAGGUAGCUUGGAGCGACUUGGCGUCGAUUGUAUCGAUCUGUAUUUUCAACACAGGAUUGACACUCGUUUGCCAAUCGAAAUCACAAUGGGAGCACUAAAAGAGCUGGUGGAAGAAGGAAAGAUCAAAUACGUUGGAUUAUCAGAAGCAUCAUCAUCAACCAUCAGAAGAGCCCACGCUGUGCAUCCAUUAACAGCCAUACAACUGGAAUGGUCGUUGUGGUCAAGAGAUGUUGAAGAAGAUAUCAUUCCUACUUGCAGAGAACUUGGGAUUGGGAUUGUUGUAUACAGUCCUCUUGGACGUGGGUUCUUCACAUCUGGCCCAAAGAUGGUCGAGAAGUUGGAAGAUGGUGACUUUCGUAAGUAUCUGCCGAGGUUCCAAGCUGAAAAUAUUGAGCACAACACGAGAAUGUUCGAGAGGGUGAAUGAGAUGGCAGCUAAGAAGGGGUGCACCCCAUCACAGCUAGCAUUGGCUUGGGUUCACCACCAGGGAAAUGAUGUGGUGCCAAUUCCAGGAACUACAAAGAUUGAGAAUCUUGAACAGAACAUUGGAGCUUUAUCUCUAAAGCUAACACCAGAAGACAUGGCUGAACUUGAAGCUAUUGCUUCAGCUGAUUCAGUGAAGGGGGAGAGAUAUGGUGCUGGAAUUGGAACAUAUAAGGAUUCCGAGACUCCUCCAUUGUCAUCUUGGAAAGCUUGAUCAAUGGUGUGAAUCUGUAGGAGUGUUUUGUUUCAAAUGUGGUUGUAAAAUAAUAAAUGAAGAUGAUUUCGUGUUUUGGGUUUAUGAUUGAGCAGGUAUCAUGUAAAUAGUUCUGUAAUAGAAAGUUAGUUAAUGUAAGAUGGUUUAUGACUAUUUCUUUUAAUCUUUUUUUUAAUUGAAUAAAAUUUAAUUUGAUAAAAUAUAAUUAUAUAAAAUUAAUAAAAGAGAUGUACUUCGUUAAUUAAAAAAAAUACAUAUUAAAUUAAAAACA
Molecule: messenger RNA, 1425 nt
Organism: Lactuca saligna
Lineage: Eukaryota; Viridiplantae; Streptophyta; Magnoliopsida; Asterales; Asteraceae
Source: the annotation of a GenBank genome assembly